AUGAUGAAACCUCAUAAUGGCAAUGAAAAAAAGAAGAUAUUAUGCGUUUUCCCCCGGCGCACUUCUGGCAAGAGUGUUCCCCGUACGGUCCCUCGAGGCUUUAAGAAGGAACCAAACAAGAAAAAAAUAACCAAUAAAAAAACAUUUGAAAGAAAUGGUGGAAGCCACUUCACCUUAGCACUAAGAUCUUUCGGAAACCGUGCGAGGGGCAUUAAAAAUGUCUUUGCAGUUUUUGCUUUGAAUCAACACCGGAAAGGUAUUGGCAAAAAUCUCCCUUUAUGCUUGAAGCUGUAUAAAUACUCAAUGUUUCUUCCUGAAAAACAAAAGAUGAUCUUCAUUAAAUACAUUCCUUCCCUGCCGGAAGUCAAACUGCACCGGCAUCGAUAG
This is a messenger RNA of Trypanosoma theileri, 387 nucleotides long. RefSeq lists its product as uncharacterized. Bases 1 to 387 code for a protein of 128 amino acids. The transcript has a single exon. Lineage: Eukaryota; Euglenozoa; Kinetoplastea; Trypanosomatida; Trypanosomatidae. The record is from RefSeq and is a predicted model, not a curated record.